AUGGGCCGUCGUCAUCGCAAUCCACUUUCCAACCCUCUCCACUAUGCGACCGCGCAACUGGCCACCGGGCCUCCGGUAACAUGCGCUGCAGCACAAAGGGUUCUUGCCAACUAUGACUAUGUGAUCGUUGGGGCCGGUGCGGCUGGUUGUGUCCUCGCGAGCAAACUCUCCGAAGACAAGAAUGUUUCGGUACUGGUCCUCGAAGCCGGGGGUGACAACACCAAGGUCUUCGAGACAAAAGUGCCAUUACUGUUUUCCAAGCUGUUUCACACGCAGCAUGACUGGGAUUACUACACAGUCGAGCAGCCGGGGCUCGCAUCCCGCCAGCUGUACUGGCCUCGGGGGAAGGUCAUCGGGGGGUCAAGUUCGAUGAACGCCAUGAUGUACCAUCACUGCUCCAAAUCUGACUUCGACGAAUGGGCCUCGGCUUACGGUUGUGCGGGAUGGAGCUACGAUGAGCUUGCACCCUACUUCCGGAGUAUGGAGCGGUUUACCGCCAAUCCAGCUCGCCCCGCCAUCGACACCCAGCAUCAUGGUAGUUUCGGGAAAUGGGAGACAGGUUAUUCGUCGCUGACGGGGAUUGUGGAAGAGGGUUUCCUCUCAGCCUGUCAAGAUGCAAAUAUUCCUGCCAUCGCGGAUGUCAAUACGCCCCAGGGCACACUGGGUUCGACGAGAUUUCAAACCUUCAUCGAUCCCAAAGGACAGCGCUCAUCCCUCGCCACGGCCUUCCUCUCCCCGGAUGUAUUGCAGCGACCGAAUUUAUACGUCGCAUGCCAUGCUCGUGUGACACGGGUGCUAUUUGAUCGUCUCACCACCAAAGAGCCGACGGCAAUUGGCGUCGAAUUUCAGACUCAACGCGGUGGUAAGCGCUUCCAGGUUCACGCACGACGUGAGGUCCUCCUCUGUGGGGGAGCAGUCAACACGCCCCAGACGCUGUUGCUGAGCGGGAUCGGUCCGACGGACGAGUUGAAGAGUCAUGGGAUCCCACUCGUCCAAGAGAACGACGCGGUUGGUCGAAAUCUCAAAGAUCAUCUCUGCACGUCACCUAUAGUGGCCAAGGCAAAGCCUGGCACCACGCUAGAUUACUUGAACAACGAUCUCAAGGCCCUUCCGGCACUGGCUCGCUGGAUGCUUACCGGCGGUGGCCCCCUGGCAAGCAACGUUGGGGAGGCGGCUGCGUUCAUCCGGUCCACUGACUACCACUUCCCUCAGUCCGUGACAGCUCCCAACGACCAUACAUCGGGCGGUGUCGGUCCAGACCUGGAGCUCAUCGGCGCCCCCCUUGCAUUCAUCCAUCAUGGCGAGGAGAAGGCGAUUGAUGGAAGUGGUGUCUUUACCAUCAUUCCGAUUGGCCUCCGUCCACAAAGCCAUGGGACAAUCGCCCUUCAGAGUAGAGAUGUCUUUGAUGCACCGAUCAUCGACCCAAAGUACUUGAGCGACGAGGGUGAAAAUGACCGGAAUGUUCUUUUGGUCGGCAUUCGUGUUUGUCUCCAGAUCAUCCGGAGUCCAGCCUUCAAGAAAUUCCUCGAGCCUGUCCCAGUCAAUGACGAUCCGACUUCGUACUGGUGGCCCCUCUCGAGCAGCAACAUCGACAAUAUCACGGACGAGCAGCUCAUCCGGUUCAUGGAUGAGAAGGCUUUUACUCUGUAUCAUCCAGUUGGCUCGGCGCGCAUGGGUCCAUCGCCUGCGACAAGCGUCGUCGACCCUGAAUGCCGUGUCCAUGGUGUCGAGGGUCUCCGUGUGAUGGACGCCAGUGUGUUCCCAGAGCAGAUCAGUGGACACCCCACCGCGCCUAUUGCUGCAAUGGCUGCCAAGCUAAGUGAUAUGAUCAAAGGAAGCAACGCGGCCGCCAGCCUAGUCAGCGCGAACUUGUGA
Penicillium riverlandense is the source of this 1875-nucleotide messenger RNA. RefSeq names its product GMC family oxidoreductase. The record is from RefSeq and is a predicted model, not a curated record. The transcript has 3 exons. Gene Ontology annotation, molecular function: flavin adenine dinucleotide binding; oxidoreductase activity, acting on CH-OH group of donors. Bases 1 to 1875 code for a protein of 624 amino acids. Lineage: Eukaryota; Fungi; Ascomycota; Eurotiomycetes; Eurotiales; Aspergillaceae.